Molecule: messenger RNA, 6585 nt
Organism: Synchiropus splendidus (mandarinfish)
Lineage: Eukaryota; Metazoa; Chordata; Actinopteri; Syngnathiformes; Callionymidae
Gene: quob
Product: quattro
Exons: 23
Coding region: 294-5663 (1789 amino acids)
Molecular function (GO): guanyl-nucleotide exchange factor activity
Source: RefSeq, a predicted model, not a curated record
CUUGCUGCGAACACUCGGAAGAAAAGUGAACCAAUACUUUGGUGGAUCAACAGGCUGCUUCUCUCAGCAACACACUCACAAUGACAAAAGAGUCUCAAUGCUUUUGCUCAGUUUUUGGAUGAGCCUGACUGACUGGAUCGAGGAUCUGUUUGUUGACAACCCUGAGAGUUGCUGAUGCUUGAAACAUGGCAGGUCUAUCAGCACAGUGUCCAGGGAGCCUGUCUGGAGAGGAUAAUGGGGACCAAACACCUUCACACAGAUCUUGAAGUAGAGAAGAAAACACUCGGUCCAAGAUGAACCCUGAAUCUUUGGAGUCAUCCAUCCAAGGGGCCCUCUCAGCUCUCUUUCCGCCUUUUGAGGCGACAGCGCCCAUCGUCCUGAGCCAGCUGUUUCGAACGAUUGAGGAGCAUUACCACGGUGACGCCUUACAGUGUCUGCUUGACUUCCUCAUCCCUUCCAAACACCUGCUGGAAAGUGUCCAACAAGCUGCUUGUGCUGGAUUCUGCGACGUGGUGUUCCGCUGUGAGGGCUGGCCUCUUUGUCUUCAUGACAAGACGGUGAUCCAGUUGGCACCGAUCAACCCCCUGCUGCUGCGCCCUGGAGACUUUUAUCUUCAAGUGGAACCUUUCGGGGAACAAGCGGCUCGCAUUGUCCUGAAAAGCCUGUUGGAGGAGGGUUGCCGGGAGGUGGAGGAAACCCCAGUACCUGAGACUUCCUACCCGUGUAUCUUCACCGAAGACUGGCUGCAGGAGCUCAACGAAGGUCGCCAUGGAACGCCGCUGUCCCGCUGCCUGGUUAGCACAGAUCAAGGAGUGAUCAAGCUCCCGUGGGCGGAGAUCGCCGUCCCUGAGUUUUUGGAGAAGCCGAAGAUCAUGCCCGCGUAUCAGAAACCUCAUCCAGAGCCGAAGAAGAUAUCCUUUGCAAAGCGGUGUAACUCCUUCACGCUCCCCCUGGAGGCUGUCGUUCCUCCCAAAGACAGGAUGUCAGCAUCUCUACGGCCGGUGGAUUACUCUUCGAAACUGGUUCGAAUGGAUCACGAGAAGAGAAACGCCAAAUCUUUCAGCAAACCACUGAUGAAGCCAGUGGGUUGGGUAUCGCCGAACACCUGGGACAGUCCCAACUAUCCUGAGGUGGAGGGCGAUUAUGUAGACCUGGUUGAUCUUGCCAAAAGAAAGGAGGUUAAAGGUCAAACGGAAAAUGUUCAGUCCAAUCCAGUUCUAUUUAAGCCCGUCAGAUCCCCUCCACCUGUACCAGCUGUCAAUGGGGUUUACUGCGGAGCGACCCUUCAGUUUCCAGAAGAGCCCUGUACCCCCUGCAACAAGAGAAAGCUGGGGUACGAGCCGACUGAGGAGGACUUAAAGUGCCGCUACAGAGACUCCUACAUGGCCGCACUGAACAACCCGGUCACUUUCGAGAAGGAAAGUGUGGACCUUCUGGCUGCACUGGAGGAGGUCAGUCUCUGCGAGGAAACAGAGCCGAGCGCGUCUUCAGGAGUAAAACCUGGGCUAACGGAAGGCUGUGAAGACAGCAAAGAUGCCAUGUGUAACAAGCAGUGCAACAACAACCUCGUCCUGAAAACACCAGAGAGGUGCCCUGCAGAGUCCGCGGACAUCAUGAAGGAAUCCCCGGUUGUUCUCAAAUCAACGCCUGGCCUAAGCUACAGUCAUAAAGUCCAGACUAAGAUGAUUUCCCAUGAAUCGCUGCAUCAUGUCAGCGUGCAUCAAGCGACCGAUGACAACUUGAAACCCCAGAAAAAGGUGGAGGAUGAACGUGUGAAACACAAAGUGAAAGUCAGGUCCUUGUCCACUGUGUCGGACACCCCGCAAGGAAGCCCACUCUCGUAUAAACUCAAUAACCGCAGUCACAGCGAUAUCUGUCCAGAGACGAUCAACGACAUCAUGCAAAGAAGACAACAGGAAGUUCCAGGUCCGGUGACUCCGAAGCUAGAGAGGUGGAAGUUACUCAGAAAAGAUGGCGCUGACGGCAGACUGCAGGCCUUGAAGACCGACACGUUUUGUCAGCCAGCUUCUGUCUCUUCUGGUAGCCCGAAAUCUCCACGAAGCCCAGAAUCCAGCUUCAAAAGCGUAUGUGGUCUCCUUCAGCUGGGGAUCAUCUGUCUGCCAGGGAGCAGGGACCGGACCGGAAGAGCCGUUGUGGAGGUUCACUGUGACAGAGAGGUGUGGACGUCACCAUUAGUCACAGCCCAGAAUCUCUGUGAGCUGCUGCUCUACCUUCAUUCCAUACCCAGCAAAGACGUCCGGGAGCUGGGAAUGACUCUGGUGAUCAAUGCCAGGAGGAAAGCCCCUCCGCCACAUCUCUAUAAAGCCUUGCUGAUGGCCCAGGAGCAGGCUCUUCACGCGGUCCACUGCGUGGUGAUGCUGGUGGAAAAAGACACCUUUCCUCGUCCUGAAAAACAGCCGGGCCUGCAGAUGGACAUGGUCACAUCUAUGAAAGCCCUCAACAAGACCGUGGAAGCGUCCCAGUUGACCUCUGGCCUUGGUGGAACCUUCGUUUACAGUCACGUCGACUGGCUGCAGUUCCAGCAGAGACUGGUUUCUUUCAUGAAUGAUCUCCAAGGAGCGGACAGCUUGCUGCAGAGGGCGAUCAUGAAGAUGGAGGGAAAUCCCAUUUUGGAUACACCGCAGGAGGUGCAAAGCUGCAUUCAGGCUCAGAGGACUUUAAUGAAAGAGGUGCUGGAGGACUCUCGACUGGUCACUCUGCAGAGAGAAGGUGGCGCUGUCCUGGCCCGGAUGAGGAGGGAAGAGUUCAGGUUUCCACAGUCUGAGGACUACAGAGACGCUUUGGACGCAGUCACCAUCCUCUACAACCAGGUCGAAGAGAAAGUUCACACACUAGUCAUGAGGUCAAAUGAAUCAUCGCAGAGUCUGGAGGUCCUCUUCAAGCUCCGGGAAAUGGAAGCCAAAAUCAGCUCAACUGGGACAUGGUUCAACACAGAAGGUGAGCAGAGACUGAAGGAUUCCUGCCCAACUGAUGAGUCCUUCAGCCACACUGAAAAAGCCUUUCAGGUGUUUGACCAGUUUCUUCAGGAGUCAAAGGCCAAGCAGCAGAGUGCCUUGAAUGUAGUGAGGGAUGCAGAGCGGCUUGUGGGCCACUGUCCCUCCAGCCCCGCUGCCGAUAUUUUCCGCACUCUGGUUAACACUUUCAAGUGCAAUCUGGAGGACUUCAUGUUGCGAGCGCAGCAAAGGCACAAGGAGCUGGACGCUCUGGUGCAUGUGUUUCGCUUCUGUGAUCAGGCGUCUUCCCUGGCCAAGGAAUGCAGUCAGUUUUUAGAAAAUCUCGAGCAAAGGUGUGAGUUUGCUCAGGCUGACCAAAGCACACUGAAGAUGUAUGAAGAAAGAUUAGGUGGCGAAUUCUCCACCUCGCACUUCCAGGUUCUGAAAUCUAAAGCCUGUGCCGUGCGGUCCGGCGCCACAGGUGCUAUGAAGGUUUGGAAUGCAGCCUGGAUGCAGUGCCAAGGAGUCCGACAGCGUCUUGAGAAAAUUCUGAGGAAAAAUAAGAAGAAAAGUGUUGAUAAAACCCAGAAGACCGCAGCUGUAAACACUCCAACUGCUGUCGGAGCAGAGAAGGAGGAGGAGAGCAGAGGGUCCAAGACGGAAUCCUCCCUGGCCCAGCUGGUGAUUCCCGAGCCGUCCAGUGACGGUACAUGUUCCAAGAGGCAAUCUGAGCCUUUGUUCAAGGAGGAAGUGAAACAGCAAGCUGCAGCUCCAUCACUGACGUGUCAAUCUUCUUCUACUCAAAAUGGACCCUGCCAUCUGAAACGAAAAUCAAGAAGACAUCGCAGUGAGUCUGAUUUGACGACUGAAGCCGACAGCAGAGGGCACCGGCCACUGCGCCGCUCCCUGAGUGAGGGAUCAUGUGACGUCUCUGAUCUAAAAGUUGGCUUCAGCAUUCCCUCCUUCAAUAAAGCGAGAGAGUCUGAGCGCACCCUGCCACUCCAGGUUAAACCCCAGAAUAUCCAAGAUCUGCCCUCCCUGCCUCAGCAGAGUUUACAUUCCGAACACUCCAGCUGCAAGUCAAGACCAGGCAGCAAUGAGCUGGAGGGUGGUCCAGCAGCAGGACGCUCGGCCUCCACCCGGAGCCCCAUGGACCCAAACCCUCCAGAGACAUUACUCAUUCCACCAGAGGAUCAUGGCAGCAAUGCUAUGAAGCUGCGCAGGAUCAUGGAGGAGCUGCUGACCACGGAGAGGGAGUAUGUCAAAGCUCUGGGCUACGUACGUGAGCACUACUUUCCUGAGCUGGAGCGCGCUGACGUGCCUCAGGACCUGCGGGGUCAGAGAGGAAGCAUAUUUGGCAACCUAGAAAAACUCCAUGACUUCCAUCGUCAUCAUUUCCUGAGCGAGCUGGAGAGCUGCUUCCAUGAACCUUUGAGAGUCGGACGCUGCUUUCUUCGACACAAAGAGAAUUUUGCCUUGUACGCCCUCUACAGCAAGAACAAGCCUCAGUCUGACUCUCUUCUCAUCAAUCAUGGACAAGCUUUCUUCAAGCAAAAGCAGCUGAGGCUCGGGGACAAAAUGGACUUAUGGUCGUACUUGCUGAAGCCCGUCCAGAGAAUCAGUAAAUACAGCCUGCUGCUGCAGGACAUGAUGAGGGAGUGCGGCCCCAAACAAGCCAGAGAGCUGAUCGAGACCAAAGCUGCCCUGGAGGUCGUCCACUUUCAGCUCCGACAUGGAAACAACUUGCUGGCCAUGGACGCCAUCCUCAACUGUGAUGUGAACUUGAAGGAGCAGGGGCAGCUGAUUCGCCAGGACGAGUUCUUGGUGACUUUCCGCAAGAAGAAAUGUUACCGUCACAUCUUCCUCUUCCGAGAUCUCAUUCUCUUCAGCAAGACCAGGAAGACAGAUGUUGGGAAUGACACUUAUCUCUACAAGCAGUCGUUCAAGACGUCGGACGUGGGAUUGACACAAAACUGUGGCGAGACUGGCCUGUGUUUUGAGAUCUGGUUCAGAAAAAGGAAAACACAAGACACAUACACGCUCCAGGCACCAACCCGAGAGGUGAAGGAGGCCUGGACUAAGGACCUGGAGCGGAUCCUCUGGGAACAGGCGGUACACAAUAGAGAGGUGCGUAUGCAGGAGAGAGUCUUCAUGGGCAUUGGGAACAAGCCUUUUAUGGACAUCCAACCCAGUGACGCCGCCAUCAGCGACAGAGCCGUCAACUAUGUGCUGCUGGGAAGAGAAAACCGGAUCCUCCCUUCUCUUGGAUCGAGCAGCUCACCGGACGUGCUCUCCGGAGCGAGACCCAAAUCUGUUUCAAGAAGCACUUCAUCAUCAUCAUCUUCGUCUGGCAGGGGCUCUCUGUCACCUGGCUACAUUUGCUUACCGAAGCAGAGAGCGGUGUCUGGAGAACUGGAAGGAUAUGUGUCACCAUCCGGCAUUCUCGAGGAGGACGACAUGGACCAUGCUCCGAAUUUGUUAUUAGACAGCUCGGAAUCCUCAGGAGAGAGCGUGAGUGGGUUCAGCAGCUCAGGUCACAGCUACGUGGAGAGAGAAGCGGAGGACUGCUCUCCAGUCUGCGGAGCCGCUGCUGUUAAACUGACCGUCCCAGUCGGGUCCCGACCUUUGAAGCACCAUGUCAACCUCUCCCCUGGAAAAGUGCAGCCCAAAGUGAAGGACACCAACUUGGGGAAGUCCACUGAGGUCUGACCUCGACGAGAAGGUACAGCCCCACCCAUCUUUGUUCCGCAUUGACCCGUUUUUCUCCAGAAAUGAAGACGGGUGAACAGACUUGAAACCAAAACCACUUUGUAAAUAUUUGCUGACUCAGUCUCAUAACUCAUGCCUUGCAAAUGCACUGUACUGACAAAGAUAAUAUUGCUUUUAUAAAGUGUAAAUCUGUACAUUUGUUUUUGAACACGAUUUCCAUGUUGGUAUUUGAAGUGAAUUUGAUGAUCAGAAAUGAAGAUUAUGCAACAAUUGGUGUACAAUUUGGUCUAAAAUAUUUCGGCGAUGAAUGUUUAAGAAUAUUUAAGUUUCACCUCUGUGACACGCAUACAUGUGCUGCCAUUACGGAUUUAUCCUCGUAUGUGUGAUGAACCCAUGAAUGUAAAUAAUCUGUGGGGCGACUGACGUUGAUGUGAGCCUGACAAGUCAUGACCCUUCACCUUUGUCUGGAGGGGCUUCCAUCCUCCAUCCUCUGAGCAGAGUUGGUUUGCAUCACACCUGAUGUGUGAGCAUUUUAUGGCUCUGUUUGUACUACACUGGCUUUGUCCAGAUACUUAAAGUUUCCAAAAUAAAAUGUUGAAGUUCUGUAUAUUGUGUAAAUAAUUCAAUAACCUGGGUGUUCAAUGAGACACCUCACUGAGUCACUCAUCGAUGUUGGUUUCGUAUACAUGCUGUUUUUAAUAUGUUUUAAAUUGUGAUUGUAUUUUUCCCCAUCGUGCCAAACAUAUUUCACAUUUGGAGGCUCUGUAAUUUAUUUGAAUAUUGUAAUGUUUUUAUUUCAAGUUCAGUACCCGAGGCUAAAAUAAUCAAUGUCGCGAUAUGACAAUAACUCAAAGGUUAAAUUCUUGUCACUGUUUUCUUUUUUAGACACUUUUGUAUGCAGACUUUUUUCCAACAAUAAAUA